GGGAAGUGAAAUAAACAGAAGCUUUGGCAGUUUGUCUUGCAAACUGAAUGAACUAAUUUGAACAAAAAAGGGAAAUGCUCCACAAUAGAAUGUCCAUUUUAUGAUGGUCAUUAAGCACAAAUAACGUGAAUUCUUCACGAGUUUAGUUUUGUAAGAAGAUUUUGGUAUUUAUACCACAUAUACAACCUGGUGUAUCCUAAUUGACUUUUAGCUAAAAUGACUGAAUAUUUAAGAUGCCCAAGCUGCAAUAUGACUUUCAAGUCCUCUUUAUUACUUGAAAAACACAGAGAAAAGUUCUGUAUUGGAGGAGACAUUGGAAGAUUAAGAGAAACGCAAACGCCAGUGGACAUGGUAAAUAUAAUUCUAAACUGCACUUCUGCCUUGUUUAGAAAUAUGACAGAUCACGGCUUUUUUAUUAAAAAACUAAAUGUAUUUUUUUUUUAAAAAUUAACCUUAUUUGGGGUAGUGGCACAUACCUCUCCUUAGCUUUAUUUAAUAUAUUGAACAGAUCACUGAUAGCCCUUUUAUCUAAAUCAUGUGCCAUUUCAUCAAAAUAAAUGCAAAGCUUUUUUUACUAAGCUAUGGUUAAAUAUGGAUGUAUUUAUUUAAAUAUAUGUAAGUGAUGUUUCAUUGAUGCAGGUAAAUCUAACUACUUGUCUGUUGAUCUAUUGCAACCUAGAAAUAAUUUUUUAUAGUCUUGUUCGCAUUAUUGGCCCUUUAUAAACACCUAGCUUUCAUCAUUUACUUCACUGAAUUUUAAUAUGUUGCUCUAUUUCCAUGUUAAACUUGUGGCUUGUAUAUAUCCGUUCUGUAUAUUUGUGUUAGCACUAUUUAUUUCUAUUUACAAGACAACUUGAAGUCAAUGGACAGAAAACUAUUUGCAGGGAACACACCCUGCAUAACAGCUCCACAGUUUUUAUUUUGAUACAUCAGUAUUAUAAUAUAUUUAAAAAACAAGUCUGCGUUCUAUUCCGUAGUCUGUAUUCUCAAAAUGUGACUUUUUGAGCAAAAUACAGAUACUGUCAGAACUAGACAAUAUGUUCAGGCACGUUUUACCUCUGAGAAACUUCUAUACCACUCCCUAUUUUAUUAGCAAAUGAAAAAAAAAUACUGUGAAUUUUGCAUUUUUAAUGGAGAGAAAUAUGAGAUUUCUCCUAAAAAAAAAAAAAAAAAAGCUUUUAAAAUUAUUAAAUAAAUCUUUUGGAUUGACAGUGCUUUGAAACUGAAUUGUAUUUUACCUCACCUGGGCCAAAUCUCCAUGGAGAGUAUUUAGAGGCUUUGCUCUCUGUGUAAGCCUGUGGUUAUGUUACAAUUUCCGCUGAUCCAUUAGGAAGUCUACCAUUACAAGACAGUCAGAGGAAUGGUAGAUUUUAACAUUUUAAAAUGGUAGAUUUUAACAUUUUGCUUCCUGAGUUCUUAUAAUGGCAAUCAAUGUGGGGAAGUCAUACUACACCAGAUAUGUCAUAUGAUGAUAGUUAGCACUCAAGAGUACUAGGGAAGGUCAGAAGGAAUUCUAGUUAGUGUAGUUGAGGAUUAGAAAUAUUUAGAAAAUGUCUAUACCAUACAACAACAACACAAUACAAAAUUUUGAUAACAAACAAAUACAUGGCAAGUGUAAAUUUACUUAUUUAUUGAUUACUUGUUGAAUAAAAGGUAAAGAACAUCAACAAUAGAAGAUGUGUGUUACAUAUUUCAUCUGGGUGACGUAAAAAGACGAUGUUGCAAGAUGGAAGGCCAGAUUUGUGUAGAGUAAAAGCAUAAUGGUAAUUGAUAAAGAAGUGAACUGCAAAACAGCCUUUAAUUAACUUCUACUAAAACAGUCUGGCAAGACCGUCCUUGACCUUAGGAGGGUAGAGAUACAGGUGUAUUGUAUCAGAUUGGAACAGUAGUGUACAUAAGGCACCAACAUUAUACAUUAUAGAAAGAGCUGAGAACAAGCCAGUCUUUCCAGAUUAAAUUUGUUUAUAAGUCUGAAUAAACAGCUUUGUAUUUAAGCGUAUGGAGAAGAUGCAACUGUGAAUAGUAAGCUAUGACUUAAAGGAUCACUAUAGUGUCAGGAAAACAAACUCGUUUUCCUGACACUAUAGCAUCCUUAGGACCCCCCACCCUGGGGCCCCCCUCCCGCUGGGCUGAAAGGGUUAAAACCCCUUCAGUUACUUACAUUAAUCCAGCGCCGGGCUCCUUCGGCGCUGGUGACCUCUCCUCCCCUGCCGACGUCAGCUCCCGAGUUGAGCGGAAAGCGCGUGCGCGGCAAGAGCCGCAUGCCCAUUCAAACAGUCCAUAGGAAAGCAUUUCUCAGAAGCGCCUCUAGCGGCUGUCAGGAAGACAGCCACUAGAGGCUGGAUUAACCCUGCAAUGUAAAGAUAGCAGUUUUUCUGAAACUGCUAUGUUUACAUCUGAAGGGCUAAAACCUGGGGGACCUGGCACCCAGACCACUUCAUUGAGCUGAAGUGGUCUGGGUGACUAUAGUGUCCCUUUAAAUUUAAAAAAAUAGGGUAUUACGUUAUAUUACGUUAACAUAUGCAAUAAACAGUAAGGCAGCAAGUGUCAACACAAUAAGUUGUGUUUUAUUUCUUUUAAUAGAUGUGUUAAGAGAGUAUUGAAUGAUGUCAUGGUAGCCUGAGCUGUGAUUCCUGCUCAAGGGUGUGCUGUUUGCAAUAAACUCACUAACAGUAAGCAAGAUAUAUUGGCAAAACCAAAAAAUGUAAAAAGGAUGGCAACAAAAUAAAAAAUAGCAUUGAUUAACCAGAAUUGAGCAAGUUGCUAUAACACUGAAUAAAUGAAUCAAGAAAAUCAUUCUUGUAAUCCCACUGUUUAUGUCCAGACCCACAACAGGGGAGGUGAUCAGUUUUGGUGCAAGAUUACAUUAUAUCAUUCAAUGGAUACACAUAUUAUCUGGUCCUCCACAUCUGCUAUACUGUCAACAAGUUUAUGUUUGAUUUUGUGAAUUAGCAUGUUAUAUGCAGUACAGAGUUCAUUCUUUACGAUUCUACCCAUGAAUUCAUGCAGUACCAUGGAUAUGUCUACCGUCAUGUUUUAAAUUGGUCUGUAAUAAACAUCUCAGGGACUGAGACAUGUUAUUGAACUUCCUUCCUGAGUCACGUAAUGUUAUAUCUGCUGAGACCCACUCCUACACUUCUUCAUGCCUACAUGGUCACGUGGUGGAUCACGUUUUUGACUCCAGCUGGGGGAGGUUGCUGCUCUGCACUGCAACACGCAACAUCAUUAUGGUGCACUGUCCAUGGGUCAGGUAAAUUAUGGCUCACAAUCUAGAGAAACAAUCUAGAGGCUGCAAUGUCCAUAUUGAUGUCCACAUUGAUUAUGAUUAAGACUCCACAGCUGUAUGUGGAAUUUUGGAUUACCCCACGUUGUUAAAAGGACGCUGCACCUGAUAUAAGGUGCUCAAUCAAUUUUUCUCUGUCAAUCUUCUAUGUUUGAUGUGCUCUCACUUCUUACUACAUGGUUGCCGUUUCACUGCAGAACUCUGCUCAUUUGAUUUGCUUUGUACUCAACUUCUGGCUUUGUUCCUGGCUAUGCUCCAUUCUACUCUGCCACUCAUGAAACAGACUUAACCUACGGAUUCCUGCAUCUCUUCAGUUACUUCAAGGAACCAUAAAUCAAUCUACACUGGAAGGACUUCAACUCCCUUCAUUCAUUAAGGAAAUAUAAGUUUUCCUAUGAUUGUAAUUACUAAUUGAUUCUAGCCUCAAGUUUCUGGGAAGGAUAAGGGAUAUCCAAAGUCUACCUCUGAGAUUCUACUUGCUAUAUCUAAUUGAAAUAUAAUUUGCCAAUUACCCAAUGGUGUUAAUUAUUUCUAUUGGAGUCUACUAACUACAAACACUUCACAUACCAGGAUAAUUCAUUACCAAGUUAUUUCUUUAUACUAAGAGACUGAUAUUGUACUACAGGAGUCCCCUGCUUGGCAACCUUAUUGAAGUCUUAUGGACUAUACUACUUACUGCUAAUUAAGCAUUCCUCAUUUGAAGUCAUUUGGACUAUAUUGUUUGCUGCUAAAUAAGCAUUUCCUUAUUUUUCAUAAUUGCCAUAUUCUUGUGUUGCAAUUCUGAAACAAGAUUCCCAACAUUCAUGCAUUAUUUCAAAACCUAUUUGCUGCAAAAUACUGCCAAGGUUAAUUUCCUUAUUUAAGUUAAAUUCAAUUUUCUUAAAGUGAAGGUAUCAAAUUUAUUAUUUCAUCUGCAGUUGCGUUCCAAAAUAAAUUUUCUCCCGAGAGCAUUACAAAUUUGCACUUAUAUGCUCCGUGCCUAUGACUGCACUUGAAAUACAUACAGCUGUGUGUACUGUGCUGGGCAUGCGCCCUUAGGGAGAUUUUGGCUAUAAACUCCCAAGGCUACCCUGACCAAGUGCUCAGUUAUUUUGUAGCUCCCUGUCCAGGUGACCUACAGUCUGUUCCUGCUGUGUUUGCUUUCCAGAUCCGUUGCAGACCUCGCCUCCUGACUUCCCUUCUGCUCUUCUGCAUUUCUGACUUUUGCUCUAUUUAUUGGAUCUACAACUCUAUGCUGCCCUCCCCAUCCUUUUGACUUUGGACGGAUUCUGGCUUCUUUCUCUACACUUAAUGACUUUGAUGCUCCAGUUCUAGUUUCCCAUCAGACUUCUCUCAAUUAUUUGUUGUAAGCAAUGCACACUUUCUGGGAGCCUGCAUCCAUUUCUAUGACUUCCUUGGAAGUGAUGAUUCACUAGGGCAUGCAUAGGCAACCUUCGGCACUCCAGAUGUUUUGGACUACACCUCCCAUGAUGCUUUGCCAGCAUUAUGGGUGUAAGCGCAUUCUGGGGGGGAUGUAGUCCACAACAUCUGGAGUGCCGAAGGUUGCCUAUCCUUGCACUAAGGUGUGAUGUGGCUUGCUCUUUGGUUCUCGUUCCAUAACCAAGUCUUACAGAUGAGUCAUCUGAAAGUUGCCAAGUUAUGUCUAAUUUAGACAGACGAUGCUGCGUACAAUGGUAGAAUUCUAGCCACAAUCUUGUGUUCUUUGAGACAGGUUUCAUUUGGGAGGUAUUUUUUUAAAUUUGUGGCUGUUUGACAAGUUACUGUGCUUAUGUGAGGGCAUAAUCUUGUUCCCAAAGCAGGGGCAGGCUGUAAGUGGCACUGGAAAGUAUUGUCGAGGCCUUCUGUGGAGCUAAGCCAACAUAAGUCUGCUCCCAUUGGAACUCAACACACCCAAAUAUAUAUAGAUAUUGCAUACAAAAUAAGUGGGGGAAAAAAGAAUAAGCAAAAAAGAGAGCAUUUUCUUGCUUUAUACGUCAACAAAAAAAACCCUGUAAACUAUGAUCACAACUGUAUAAUGUUAAACCAUGUCACAAUAGAAUUAAUAACCCAGGCUAGGCAAAAUUAUUAUUUUUUCCUGACACAAUAGUCCUCAAAGGAAGGAUAUAACACUAUAUAAACAAAUUAUUGGUUUUUUUUUGUUUUUUUGUAUAUUGGUAAAAUAGCCUCACAGUAGGAUGAAUAACAGAAUGAACCCAGGUGACAAUCUAUGUCCUACUCAAAAUAUUCUCUAGUGCUCCUGGCAGUGCUAGUUGCUAGAAGUAGAUACAGCAUAGAGCUAAAGUUAGUCUCACAGUAGAAUCAAUGACCAAGGCUAAGCAAAUUAUAUUUUUUUCCUGACACCGGAAACCCCUUCCUCCAAUGUCUGGUCUUGGUGGCGGUGAUGAAUCUGAUGAUGAUGAUGAUUCGGUUUCUUCCACCACUGCUGACCUAGAACUCUUACCACUAGCCAAAGAGCUACUUGACUAUGAUUAUGAUGAACCAGAUAAAUUAUAAGUGAAGAGUAUGGAGUGGACAUGCAACAGAUCAGUAUUUUCUCUAGCAGUUAGUGUGCACUCAGCUUACACAGCAGCACCUACAAGUGGCAGACGUAGCUCACCCACAGUCAAUUUUACCAUCACCACCACAAGUGCCAACACCAUCUACAUCACCUGUACCAGCACUAUCAACAUUAGCCUUGAUAUCCAAACCAGUGAAGGGUAGUGGUGGUAUGAAGUAACGUCUGCAAAGAUACCACAAGUCUGUAUUAUUGAGGAAGAAGGAGAACAAGAAAGUACUAGGGCAGGCAGUAGGUCCACUGGUGCUAAAAGUGAUUACCAUCAGCACUAUCUCAUCCACGACUACUAGCGCCACCCACAGGCAAAUCAGGGGGGAUGGUGAGGAUAGUGCAAAUAGUCAACAGUGGCAGGCUAGAUAGAAUCCCUCAUCAUCCGGUCGAUUUAAAAAGAAAAAAAAUCAGUUACUUCCAGUGCCAUUUAUACGAACAUUCAUUUACUGAUUUAGAAUUGUUUUACUGAUUUGUAUAUAAAUAUAUUUAUUUUUAGUAAGAGACCGGCUAUUUGAUUUGCAAUAUGCUUCUAUUUCUGCUUUGGAAAGUGUAAGCUUCUACCCUCAGUAAUAUCGAGUGUGCAAUGCCUUUAUUUACCUCUUUGGAAAAAACAUAUAUUAUAUUCUAAAAUAUGGUGGUGUUGCUGUGCUUAUCCCCUUGUACAACCGCCUUAAAAAUAAAUUACUUAAUGAAAUUACUCCUGCUGCAGCUCCCCUUUUUUAGUGACUGUUAAGAAGCUGACAGGCCACAUUUUUGUUGUUUUUGUUUUGUUUGAUUUUUCUUUCUAAGGAAGAGUGGGCACAGGGCAAUUGACCACCCACUUAUCCCUACCACCCGAGAAGAACAAAGCUUUCACACAUACAUCCAGUCUGUAGUGUGGGAAAAAAAUGGUUCCCUGCAAGCUUAUACUGACUGCAUCUGCUGAGUUAGCAGGCAUAAUCACAUUGCAAGACACGCAGGGCGAAACAAACUGCAAUGACAGGCAUUUGAAAAGGGGGAGCAGCUCAGCGCUGUAUUUACUGCAAGGCUAACAAGGCAUUUGCCCCCAAAUGCCUCGUUAGCCUUGUUUUAAGGGGGGCACAAGAGCUGGCCGGCUGGCUACCUUUGGGGCCCCCCCGGAGCAGGCAGCCAGUUCUGUCCCAGGCCGGUGGCGAGGGAGAGCUGAUCUUUGAGUAAUCAGCAGUAAUGCCGGGAGCCGGAAUAUGACAUCACUCUGGCUCCUGGCAUUACUCUGCUGCUCACGAAGGAGCAGAGCAAGAAGAGCCCCCUCGCUGCCUUCUUUGCGUGCCAGCCCGCCUGCCUGCCUGCCCGUCUGCCUUCCCAGCAGCAUCAACAUUCUGGCCAUCAGCCAGCCCAGCAGCCCCACUGGACCACAGAUAAAAUAUCCACCCAGCGAUGGCAGCGACUUUGCUUAAGAUGUAGUUACUCCUGUUUCCCGCGCAGAGCCCCCUGUGCAGAGCUUACCUAUUCACAGUGACAAGUACCUAGUUACAUCCCUGUUGAUUUUAUUGAAGUUAGCAUGUUCUAUAACACCCAUUUUAUUUUAACCCACAUUUAAAUGACCCAUGCUAUAUGUUUACUUGCCAUACUCUUUUAAGCACCUGUGUCUAACAUGUACUAAUUGUUCACACACUGAUAGUUCAAUCUUUAGGUGGACAUACCUGACUAGUCUGUUUAUUCAUAUGCUCAAAUGUCCAGAAUUAGCAAAUAUAGUUUUAUCUUUGCCACAUUCGUAUGCUUAUGUAAGCUGUUGUGGCUCUGACUUUCAUAACUUGUCUUAUAUAACAUUUAACCACAUGACUGUAUUUGCCUUAAUUUAAUUAAGCUUGAAUAAAAAAAAAUGUGCAAUGCUUACCUGUCUUGCAUGCUGAAAUUGCUCCUCUCUUUUCUUAUGCUGGCAAGACUGCCCAAUAUGUUAUUACUUUUCAUGCACAACGAAAAUAAAGAAUUGAAAAAAAGGAAAAAUAUCCACCCAGCUCUCCCAAAGGUAGGGAGGCUGGGUAGAUUUAAAUUUAAAAAAAAUAAAUAACAAUAAAUAACAAUCUGUGAGUGUUGAGGGAAAAUGUGUCUGUCUGUCAGUGUGUGUGUAUGUCUGAGUGGGCAUGUGUGUCUGUGAGUGAGUUUGUGUGUGUCUGUGAGUUUGUGUGUCUGUCAGUGAAUGUGGGUGAGUGUGUCUGGGAAUGUGUGUCUGUCAGUGAGUGUGUCUGUGUAUAGCUGUCAGUCUGUUACAGUGUGUCUGUGAGUGAGCGUGAAUAUCUGCCAGUGUGUUUGUAAGUGAAUGUGUGUCUGUGAGUGAGCGUGUGUGUCUGUCAGUGAUUGUGUCUGUGUAUAGCUGUCAGUCUGUUACAGUGUGUCUGUGAGUGAGCGUGAAUAUCUGCCAGUGUGUUUGUAAGUGAGUGUGUGUCUGUGAGUGAGCGUGUGUGUCUGUCAGUGAUUGUGUGUAUGUCUGAGUGGGCAUGUGUGUCUGUGAGUGAGUUUGUGUGUGUCUGUGAGUUUGUGUGUCUGUCAGUGAAUGUGGGUGAGUGUGUCUGGGAAUGUGUGUCUGUCAGUGAGUGUGUCUGUGUAUAGCUGUCAGUCUGUUACAGUGUGUCUGUGAGUGAGCGUGAAUAUCUGCCAGUGUGUUUGUAAGUGAAUGUGUGUCUGUGAGUGAGCGUGUGUGUCUGUCAGUGAUUGUGUCUGUGUAUAGCUGUCAGUCUGUUACAGUGUGUCUGUGAGUGAGCGUGAAUAUCUGCCAGUGUGUUUGUAAGUGAGUGUGUGUCUGUGAGUGAGCGUGUGUGUCUGUCAGUGAUUGUGUGUAUGUUUGUCAGUGUGUCUGUGAGUGAGUUUGUGUGUAUGUCAGUGAGUGUGCGAGUGUCUGUCCGUGAGCGUGUGUCUGUGUAUCUGUGAGUGAGCGAUUGUGUGUGUGUAUGUCAGAUUGUGUCAAACCAGUGAGUGUGUGUCAGUACACUUGAGAGUGUGACUGUCAGUGAGUGGCUCCUUUGUGAGCAGCAGAGUAAUGCCGGGUGCCAGUGUGAGUCAAAGUGUGUUAGUCUUUAACAGGAAGAGGUGAAGCCUUAACAGGAGGAGUCCGGGGAAAUUUAAAUUAGGGGGUGCCCGAGUUCCGUCAUGCCUAGGGCACCGCAGAUCCAAAAUACAGCACUGGAGCAGCUGCAGCACGAGUAAUUUAAUUUGAAAAUCCGUUCCAUGCUUUCAUUUAUUAAAAAAAAAUCUAAUUCCCCCCCCCCAAUUAAAUGACUCCUGCUGCUGCUAGGGCACAGUUUUAAAAAACAGAACUGAAGGAUGGUCCAUUAUGCUACAGACUGGAUGUUUGAGAAAGCUUUGGAUUUUUUUAGGAUGGAAGGGGUGAGUGCGGGUCAAUUGUCCGCUGACUCAAUAUCCCUUAUUUUCAUCUUGAAAUUAAAUUUUUACACGAAUAUAAAACAGCAAAACGCAUUACAAUCAAUCAUUAUAAACCUCUUUAAAAGGGCUCUUCCAGCUAGCAUGCUCUCUAUGGGUAAUGUGACAGCAUCCUCGAUGGGCCAACUUGGAUUUUACUUUAAUGCGUGACAUUUUUGUCCGCAUUUUCUUUCAGCAAUCUGGUCCUCUUUAUUUAAAAAAAAAACGGCGAACGGACCUAAUGUUUUUUUUUUAAUAUUUGUUUUUUUUUGUUGGCAUUAUGAAAAUGUUAAACCUUCCUUGUACCUUAAAAAAGAGAGAGAAUGGAGUAAGUGUAACCAUUCACCGGCAGGCAGGUGGAUCACGCUCCAUAAGUGAGGACCUCAAGAAAGUAAAAAUCUCAUAACAUAGUGGUCUUAACCUUUAUUAUUAUAAUGAGCCGAAUAGAAAAUAAAAAUAUAAAAUAUAAACGUGAAAAAACAAAAGUGAUGCCUUCAAUAUGGUAUGUCCAGUCAGAGUACUGAGGGGCUGUCUAGUGUGAGUCUCCAGUAUAUCAUGUUUCCUGGGAUUAACCCCUCAAGGAUUCAAAGGUUGCUCACAUGUAAAUGUAAAGUACAUCACCCCACUGUCAUCAAAUCUAAGGGGUGACUGCAAACAGAUAAUUAUCAUAGAUCACCCCAUUAGCAUCAAUUGUGAGAGGUGGUUACAGAUAAAUAAAUAAAUAAAUAACUAAAUGAACCCCUUGAUCGUGGGUAAACCUAGCAAGAGAUUCCCAGGUCGUCUAUUUUAUACCAAUGAAUCACUGAUUAUGUGUAUUGGAGACUGACAUUAUCGCUUCCAUAUGUCUCAAAGUGCUUACUGAUAUUGCUUACAUAGCGUGCGUGGUGCACUUAUUUCGAUCGGUAUCACAGAGUUGUCAGUGAAUAGGGGCUACGGAUGGAUAUUGUGACGAAGUGCCCUUCGCCACUUGGUCCUGGAGAGGCCUACUUGCCAGCCUCCUCCCCUGUGACUAUGACUCUUUCAUCUAUCUGGCUGUAAAGCCCCUAGUCUACCUUCAGACAGACUAUUUAUGUGGGCUGCUUUAUUUAUCCUAUGUUUUAGUCACCCUGUACCCAUUAUAGGUGGAGGGUGUGUGUAAUGUAAUUGUUUAUAGUGUGUGUGUGUGUACUGUGUAAUGUAUUGCCUGCUCUCUUGUAUUGCUGAGGUUUGCUACCAACUAGGUGGGUUUGGCUAUGGAGCUGGUCUAGUGCCCUCUGUUGGUAGCAACAGCAAUAUGCACUACCUGAAUUGCAAGACUGGUUCAUUUGCAUAUUCGGGUAGAUUUGCAUAUUGCUAAUUCUGCAGGCAGGUGAGAUAUUUACUGUUAAAUAUUGUCUCCCCCCACCCCUUUAAAAAUGUGCCAUUGUGUUGUGAUAAGUCACUGUGUGUUUCUUGAUAUGGUUUGACUGUUUGUGAUUUUAUUGAGGUUUCACAACAAUGUUAUUGUGGUGACUGUAUUGGCUGGUCCCAAGGGAAUAAAGGUUUUGACAGUUCUUCUUGACCCUUCAAAACGUAGCCUUGUCUCGUUCUUGAAAGGGGAAUCUCUGCAGCUUAAUCACUUAGCUCUUUUAAGAGCUUGUUCCUGACACGCUCUCCUUGGAGGAGGGGUCUUCACCACACAGUCCUGGAUGCUGGAGGUUCAUACAGGGUGGAAGGAAGAGUUCUUUCCCACACAGUCCUGGAGGACAGAAGCUGAUCCAGGGUGGAAGGAAGACGGCGAGACUCCAGUCAAGAUACGGCGGUUGCGGAGUCUGCGGUGGUUGUGGUGUCUGCUGCAGCACUUGGAGUCCUCAGGAAGCGCUAGGAGCAUCCGUCAACGGAGGGUACUCAGUCGGAGUACAAGGAGCUCCGUUACAGAUAUACCCAGUAAAACCUGGGUACCCCUCUGUAUGAGGUCCCAUGGUCGUAUGAUCAGCUGGUGAAGGGUUAUGUCCCAUUAGUACUUGGACUACCACUUAAACAGUAUAUUGUGGAAUUACUGUUCCAUACUCAAUAUCAAACUAACAGCAAAGGCAUAGUGAGCGCAUAUUAAUAAAUACACCAGAAGACGAAUGACCAGUGGCUCCUGUCGUUUUAAUUAAUACAGAAGUAGCGAUCAUGCUGUACAGUGGUUAGAUGCAGUAGUAGUUAAAAUCUAGGGAGGUCCGAGAACUAAAUGAUGCCCAGAUAGACCUGGUAAUGUUAAUAGUGCUAGUCAUGAGGAUGAUGGAUAGAUACACAUAUUGCAGUGUUAUGCCAAAUAGAAAUUGAGGUUUGCCACAUAAAUGAGAAAUAAAUGAUCAGAAGAAAGUUUCUUUACAAAGAUACUGGCUUAUAUCCACUCUAAACUAUACAAUAUAUACAAAAUAAUGGAAAAAGGAUAUAAAUAAAAUGAAAAUUAGUACAAACACUGAAUUAAAUAUUUACAGAGGAAAGGUAUACCCCUCAAAUAAAUGGAGAAAAAGAAAAGCCUUCAUUUAGACCUUUUGGCUUGAGGGUAUUUAGUUUGUAUAUCCAUCUGCAUUCUUUUUGACAAAGGAUCUUAUCAAAGUUGCCCCGUCUUUGGUCACGUUUGACCAGUUCAAGGCCACAUAAUCUUAUCUCCCUUGAUAUCCCUUCGUGACAAUCUUUCAAAUGUCUCGAGAUUGGAGUCUCAACCCGAUUUUUAGGGGAUUUAACGUGCUCUUUGAUCCGUUCCUUAAACGGCCGGAACGUCUUGCCCACGUACAUUAGUUUACAACUACAGGUCAGUAGAUAAACUAAUCCUGCAGUGUUACAGUUGAAAAAAUUAGUAAUAUCAUAAGAAUGAUUUCCUUCACUAUCAGUCACGCGUUUGGAUUCACGUGACAUAUAUUUACAGGUGACACACCUACCGCACCUGUACUUGCCAAUCGGUAUGUUCCGCCUGAGCCACGUGGUUGGGGAGGUCACUUUUGUGGAGAAAUGGCUUGGGACUAGUAAGUCACAGAGGUUCUUGCCCCUACGUGUUGUGAUUGAUGCUCUUGGACCUAGGACAUCCUUAAUGUGGGCAUCCUGUAAGAGAAUGGGCCAGAAUCUAUAUUUUAUUAUAUUAUAACCCUUCAUCAGGACAAAGACACAAUUCAGUAACAUUUAUAUAGACACCCAGCUAAAUUUAAUAUAUAGUAACUCUCCUCUAGUACAUUAGCCACAUUGUAUAAUUAAAUAAGCCCCCUGAGGAUCAAUGCCACAUUUAAUUACAUACCAACAAUCCUGCAGCCAUAAUUCUUUAAAUAGCAACACUACCCCAGCCACCACCCCAAUAUUUCUCACUUUGUACCCAAACAAAACCCAAUGUAUCUCCACAUUUUGUUAUAUUAUAGUUCUUUUUCAGGACCCACCUUUAUUUCAUAACAUAAUAACUCUCAUGUAGAACCUGAGCUAUAACUCAUUAUAUAGUAACCUCCCCAGUCACAAUUUAUUAUAUCGUAACUUCCACGCACAACACAGCGACAUCUCAUUAUAUAGUUAGCAAUCCCCAGGGUCUCACCAGUAGCUUCAAGCUUUUUUAAGUUUAUUUUUUCUACAUUAGGUUAACAGACUCAGAAGAACGCGGAACAAUCAACAGUUGCAAAAUAAAGUGAAAGAAAUGAGUGGUGACAAAAUGACAGAUCAUAUUCUAGACCAAAGGAAAAACAAGGUUGACAGUGGUGAGGUAAGUGAGAGUCAUGAAGGAUUUUUCUUUUAUAUCAGUAUUAAGGCCACAAAUAGGUCAUAUACGUAAGAGGUAGCUUCAAAGGUGCACAGGGGCAAUCAAGAAUAACAGCUCCUAUCUGGCACUGCCCUCAAUGUUUGGGCACCAUUGCGGUGAAUUAUUCAUGAGAUUUAUUAAAUGAUACUUAAUAAUCUCAGAAUUUUAGCUUGGCUGAAAUGCAGCUUAAUUUAGGACAGCUUGGUCUGCUUACAUAAAUGGUUUAGAUUUAGAUAUAUUUAUCUGAGUAACUCUCGUAAAUCCUAGUUGUGACAGCAGAAAAUUUACAUCCCUCAAAUGCAAAUUGCUUAACCUGUAGAACUUAUAAUUAUGCAGAUCCUCUAUUCAAAUGUAGAAAUUGACAAUAAAAAUGGGCAUCAGUGAAAAGAUGUGAGGAACCAAACAGCCUAAUAUGUUUCAUGCAUUAGCAAUUUUUCAAAGGCUGGUAUUUGUCCGUGAUGUGGCUCUUGAACUGUGUCUUUGAGAUUGGUCUUUUGGUCUGCUCCUAAAUAUUCAUGUUUCAUUCAGUGUUUCCUUACAAUAAAUGAAAUGCCUACAAUUUGGCACAUGAGUGCAUGCCAUAUCAUUGAAUUAUAUGGUGAUUAUCAGAAUUUGAGUGGACAAUGUUUACAUCAAAACUAUUUUUAACAUUCAUACUUGUUUUUAGGUUACUCUUGAUCAGCAGAUAAAACAUAAAAUACAUUCCAACAGUUGCAGCACGUGGAUAUUCAUGAAUGCUCUUUUUGUAAAAGUAAAUCUAUUAAGACCUGCAGUAGAAUAGAGCCAUGUGCAAUUAUUUAAUAUGCCUUGUUGUCGUUUUAGACAGGUGAAAUUUAUAGGAUGGCACGCAAAACACAUGAUCAGGAAACACAGCUACGCUAUCUUGCAGAAGCUCACAGCAAGCAAAUUAAUGACAUUAUGUCUCAAAAUAAGCUUUUGGAAAAACAACGGGAUGGUACGUAUGUAAAUAACCCUCCUUAUUUAAAAAAAUACACUCCAAUACAUUACACAAACCUAACUUUUCAAAGCUCUAGUGUAGCAACAGGGUUGUAGUUGUGACUGGGCCUCAGAGUCCCAUAGAAGUUCCGCUCUUAUUCCUGGUGGCCUAGUGAGGGGAUGAAUGAUAUGUGAUCUGGGCACUCUCAGUGUUUGUUGUAUGAACGCAGUGAGUGUGUAAUAUGACUUCAUACAUUCAAGCGAUCUGUAAUACAAAAGAGAAAAUGGUUAAAAAAAAUCACGGAAGUGGGAGCUCCAAAAGCAGAACUUAUUGUUAGAGCUCCAGGGAACUGGAAAGUUCAUACCAUAAAGGUAACAGUUGGCAAUUUGUUGUCUUCAGUUCAAUUCUGAUAGUUAAGCAUUUUAUGAUUUCAGGAUUAACAUGAACUGAGAUAAUUUACUUUUGAAUCAGUGUUCAUCCCAAGUGCAUUUCACUAUACCUUUCUUUCAUAUUUCUUAUAUUUACUUUCUAUGCUUGGUUUAAUGUUUGAUUACUCAUUCAUUGUAUAACAGAGGUUCCACUAGUUGACCCGCAAGAACAUCUAAAUAAUAUUUUUCUGCCUAUUUAGCUAAGAUCCAAUUUAAUACACUAUAAUAAAGCAAAGAGGUGGUGUAAAAAAAUAGACAAGCAAAUACAAUUGUACUACGGAAUCUGUUGUCACUAUAUAAAUAGCAAAAUUAAUAAUAAUAAAUACUAAUACUGUACAAUGUAAGAUAUUACUGGUUGCAUUAUUAAGUGAAAUUAAAUCUGAUUUUGAAAACUUGUUUUAAUGGAAUUUCAGAUAUUGUGCAGAAAUUGAAUGAAAUAUCUGCUCAAAACAAGAACACAGGUUAUCUAGAAAAAAUGAUAAAAUAUUUGUCUGAUCAAGAGCAGAAGAAUGAACUACUUCUUACAACCAUGAAGCAACAGAUAGACAUGCUGCAGGUUGAAGCAAUGUAAGAUGGUUAUAUACUGUGUUCUUUCAGACAUGCUAUCAAGUAAUAUGUUUAACGUUUUUGUAUUUUUGUAGAUUUCCUUAUAGUUCUCAGCACCCACUUCUCUAUGUCCAUAUUUACUGUCAUAUCUCUCUCAAUUAACUAUACCCAACAUGCACCUUCACACCGUUUAGUCCUUCAUUAUUAUUCUGAUAAGUAAGCAAAUUUCUAGGCAUGUGUCCUAAACAAGAUUACAUAUUAACUUUUAACUUAAUUUUUCUUCUAAUAAUUUUUAAAUAAACAAACAAUUAAAGCCAAAUUGACCCUUAUAAAGUCUUAAACAACCUUAAAUAUUAUAUGCUGGUAAAUGUUAUUGGUUGAAUAUGCCUUGGUCUUGACGAUCAUCCACUAGGAGUACCAAUAGGGAGUGAGUCUGCAGAGAGCCAAUAUCUGCUCUAUCUGGUGGGCAUGGAGCAGGAACUCGAGUAGGUGAAUUAGCUUUGUUAAAGUGGUCUCCUUUUUCUUUCUCUGAUGUAACAGCCGUGUGAGUAUCUGCUAUGCUUUAUUUGUGUUGAUUUAGUUUGUAUUAAUAAACAUAUCUAUUUAAUCUAUUUUUAUAUGGACUUUUAUAAAAAGUAUUUUUUAUAAGUUUAGCAAUCAAUCCUUUUAUAGAAUGUAUUUGACAUUUAAUAUCAAAUAGGUUACACUGGGUUAUAACAUCUUAUGUUCCUUAGGGGACACAUAGGAUAAGUUACAAGUAAUAAAAUUGUUUGGAUUUAUGGUUAUGUAAAUCUGUUUUUAAUAUUGUUUAUUCUCUUUUUGUUUUUCAGGAAAAAAGCAAUGCAAAGCAGGCAUAGUGACCACCCAGAAUCUCGAAGAAUAGAAAAGGUCCCGUCUCACCCACGCCAUGCCUAUCUUCCCUUCAUUGGAGGAGGAGGUCUAUCUUCUGAGAUCAGGUAAAAUGAAGGGACUUACCAAAGCUCAGAUGUGUUAAAGAAAAAUAAAAGGUAAUUUAGAUUACUUAAGUAUACAUCCCAUAAGUUUAUUAGGGAAUGUUGAUUUGUGCAAAAUGCACAAAAGAGCACUUAUAACAUCUCAAAAAAAAAGAAAAGGGAGUACAAGAUACUUGGCAUCAAAUCCUAAGUGGGCAUAACAUGUCAUAAACGUUUACAUCCAAGCAAUGGUUACAUCUAAGGGGACACUCUAAGCACCAACCAUCUUUAAAUACAUGAAUUGGUUUGGUGUAUAGAUCAGGCCCCUGAAGUCUCACUGCUCAUUCUGUUGCCAUUUUAGAGAGAAUUCACUAAUUCUGCAACUCGAGGCACACCGCCCAUGGCUGAAACUCUCACAGCCUCCCUCCACACUUGCCAGAAGAGUCUACAUUCUUUAGCUUUCCUAUUAUUGCACAGUAUAUUUAAUUUAGAAAUCCUUAUCUCCAACUCUGUUAAUAGUCGGCUAGUGCCUGUAACAGUCUCGUGUGUAUAAUUAAAGUUCAAUUAACAGAGCAGGAGAUAAAAUCUUCUAAAGUAAAUACACUCUGCUGUAAAAUCUGAUUGGAGGGGGAAAAAGUCUUUUUUUUUCAUCAAAACUGGGUGAGUCACAGCCAGGAGAGGUGUGGCUAGAUCUGCAUUAACAAAAGCAAAAGGGAUUUAACUCUAAAAUGGCAAAGAAUUGAACAGUGAGACUACAGUGGCACGAUCUAUAUACCAAAACCACUUUAUUAAGCUUUUUUUAUUUGGUACUUAGAGUAUGCCUGCAAUCAGGCCCGGACUGGCCAUCGGGCACACCGGGCAAAUGCCCGGUGGGCCGCGAUGGCCGUGGGGCCGAGGCCGGCAGGGGAGAUCACAGGAUCUCCCCUGCCGGCCCGUGCAGGGCCAGCGCUACCCGAGCGCUGGCCCUGCAUAGUGCCUCCAUGGGCCGGUGGGGAGAUCAAAGAUCUCCCUCACCGGCCCACAGGCAUUGAAAUGCGGCCGCCGGCUGGGGAGGGAGGAGAGAGGACCCGGCGGAGCUCUAACAAGCAGCUCCGCCGGAUCCUCUUGCGGGAUUCAUCUCGCGAGAGUGAACUCUCACCAUUGGGCCACCAGGGAAGGCAGCACGGCUCCCCACCCCCCCCUCCCAGGAUAAAGGUAAGAAGGGAGGGGGGGGAAAUAUAUUUUUUUUUUUUUUAUAUUAGUAAAAAAAAAUAUUUAAAUUUAAAUAAAAAAAUACAUCACCCAGAUACAGCACCCCCAGACACAGCACCCCCAGACACAGCACCCAGACAAUAAAAGCACCCCCAGACACAAGCAACCCAGACACAAAGCACCCCAGACACAGCACUCUGCACACAGCACCCCCAGACACACACAGCAACUCCAGACACAGCCCCCAGACACAACAGCAACCUCAGACACACACAGCAACUCCGGCAGACACAACACAGCAACUCCCAGUGACACACACCAAAAACCCCAGACACACACACCGCACCCAGACACACACCGCAAACCCCAAGCAGACACACACAGCUAACCCCCAGACACACACAGCACCCCAGACACACACCGCAACCCAGACACAACACAGCAACCCCAGACACACACAGCAACCCCAGAUACACACAGCACCAGACACACAGCACCCCAGACACACACAGCAACCCCAGACAACACACACAGCACCCAGACAACAACAGCUAACCCCCAGACACUGACCGCAACCCAGACAAAGGAAACCCCAGCAGACACAAACACAACUCCCCAGACACAGCGAAACCCAGACACACACAGCACCCCCAGACACACACAGCACCCAGACACACACAGCACACCCAGACUCACACAGCGCACCCAGACACACACAGCGCACCCAGACACACACAGCACCCCCCAGACACAGCACCCCCUAGACACACACAGCACCCUCAUAUAUAUAUAUAUAUAUAUAUAUAUAUAUAAAAUAACCCUCAGUGAGUUAACAGGCAAAGAAAAUUAGAAACCUAGAAUGUGACAGCAGAUAAAAACACCCUCACACACAGCACCCCUCUUACAUACACACACUGCGCCCCUCACACAUACAAUAAGUCCAAAUAUAUAUACAUACACACACACUACAGCACCCCUCACAAUGCACCACUACACAUUACGCUCCAGAUACACACUAGAUCCCUUACUCUAUAUGCACUCUUUAUCCUCUAUACACACACACACACACACACACACACCGGGUCCUUUACACAGUAGAUCUCCUACACACACACACUACAUUCCUUGUCAGCAAACACAUACAACAUUCUCUAAACACACCCUCUCUGCAACCCCUACACACACCACGUCACCUAUACACACACACUUCAGCCCGUAUGCACACACUCGCUGCAUCCCCUAUAAAACUAUGCCCCCUAUACACACACUCUCUACAGCCCCUAGCCAUACAUAUUACACCACAAACACAAAUUAAAUUGACCUAUUUAUACAAUACCACACCACACCACACUCUACACACACGCAAUCCCACAAGCAGGCUCCAAACACAUGCACCAUACACUUUCCUGGCCCUUUUGUCCUCUGGUAUCCCACUUGUGGAGACACCAGAGACAAUUUAAAAGCAAACACAACACAAGCAUGUUAUUACAUUUGCUUGCGCUGGGCAGAACAAAUACAGGGCCUUUUUCUAAUGCCAGAACUCUUCAGCAGGGCUCUGGGCAUUGAACCAACAUGCUCACUUUGAGAGGGGGCGUGUUGUCAUUAGUGAUGACAAAACACACCCUCUCUGGCCCCGCCCCCUUCUUAGGGGGCCGCUCUGAUUGAAAAAUGCCUGGGCCUAAUUUUUUUCCCAGUCCGGCCCUGCCUGCAAUAAAUAAUUUGAUUUACAUUAAUUUAAUCCAAAAACAAAUAUUGAUUAAUAAAUGACUGAAUUGAAAGCCAAAAUUUCAUUUGGUGCCAUUUGGUCAUUUGUUGAUUGGCUGUUGCUCUGUUGGGUGCAUAAAUAAGUAAAAUAUGUAUAAAUAUACACAACUACUUUUUUUUAUCUUGCAAUAUUUCGGAGUUUCCUUUGUAAUAAUGUUUUCAUAUUUUCAUUUUAACACUAUAUACAUAAACAUACAGGGAGUGCAGAAUUAUUAGGCAAAUGAAUAUUUUGACCACAUCAUCCUCUUUAUGCAUGUUGUCUUACUCCAAGCUGUAUAGGCUCGAAAGCCUACUAACAAUUAAGCAUAUUAGGUGAUGUGCAUCUCUGUAAUGAGAAGGGGUGUGGUCUAAUGACAUCAACACCCUAUAUCAGGUGUGUAUAAUUAUUAGGCAACUUCCUUUCCUUUGGCAAAAUGGGUCAAAAGAAGGACUUGACAGUCUCAGAAAAGUAAAAAAUAGUGAGAUAUCUUGCAGAGGGAUGCAGCACUCUUAAAAUUGCAAAGCUUCUGAAGCGUGAUCAUCGAACAAUCAAGCUUUUCAUUCAAAAUAGUCAACAGGGUCGCAAGAAGCGUGUGGAAAAACCAAGGCGCAAAAUAACUGCCUAUGAACUGAGAAAAGUCAAGCGUGCAGCUGCCACGAUGCCACUUGCCACCAGUUUGGCCAUAUUUCAGAGCUGCAACAUCACUGGAGUGCCCAAAAGCACAAGGUGUGCAAUACUCAGAGACAUGGCUAAGGUAAGAAAGGCUGAAAGACUACCACCACUGAACAAGACACACAAGCUGAAACGUCAAGACUGGGCCAAGAAAUAUCUCAAGACUGAUUUUUCUAAGGUUUUAUGGACUGAUGAAAUGAGAGUGAGUCUUGAUGGGCCAGAUGGAUGGGCCCGUGGCUGGAUUGGUAAAGGGCAGAGAGCUCCAGUCCGACUCAGCAAGGUGGAGGUGGAGUACUGGUUUGGGCUGGUAUCAUCAAAGAUGAGCUUGUGGGGCCUUUUCGGUUGAGGAUGGAGUCAAGCUCAACUCCCAGUCCUACUGCCAGUUCCUGGAAGACACCUUCUUCAAGCAGUGGUACAGGAAGAAGUCUGCAUCCUUCAAGAAAAACAUGAUUUUCAUGUAGGACAAUGCUCCAUCACACGCGUCCAAGUACUCCACAGCGUGGCUGGCAAGAAAGGGUAUAAAAGAAGAAAAUCUAAUGACAUGGCCUCCUUGUUCACCUGAUCUGAACCCCAUUAAGAACCUGUGGUCCAUCAUCAAAUGUGAGAUUUACAAGGAGGGAAAAUAGUACACCUCUCUGAACAGUGUCUGGGAGGCUGUGGUUGCUGCUGCACGCAAUGUUGAUGGUGAACAGAUCAAAACACUGACAGAAUCCAUGGAUGGCAGGCUUUUGAGUGUCCUUGCAAAGAAAGGUGGCUAUAUUGGUCACUGAUUUGUUUUUGUUUUGUUUUUAAAUGUCAGAAAUGUAUAUUUGUGAAUGUUGAGAUGUUAUAUUGGUUUCACUGGUAAUAAUAAAUAAUUGAAAUGGGUAUAUAUUUGUUUUUUGUUAAGUUGCCUAAUAAUUAUGCACAGUAAUAGUCACCUGCACACACAGAUAUCCCCCUAACAUAGCUAUAACUAAAAACAAACUAAAAACUACUUCCAAAAAUAUUCAGCUUUGAUAUUAAUGAGUUUUUUGGGUUCAUUGAGAACAUGGUUGUUGUUCAAUAAUAAAAUUAAUCCUCAAAAAUACAACUUGCCUAAUAAUUCUGCACUCCCUGUAGCUCCUUAAUUUCUAAUUUGUCAGAUUAGAAGAUCUUUAACUUUGUUUUCACCCUGUGCUAUCUUUCACCCUGCAGGAUCCAAUUCUCAUCCUCUGCAUCUUUGCAGAGGCAUUGUAAAUAUCAUAUCAUCCCUAAGCUAUUUUGAUCUAAAUUGUGUAAUUAUCUGGUCAGUUUUCUCUCCACUUUCUGACAUAGUGCGUAAACUUCUAGGUACCAAAACCACUUUAUUAUACUGGUUAGUGUGGAGAAUUCCAUUUUACUAGGAUAUUUAUACUUAGUGAAGGUGAAAUGAAAAAAAGUCUACUUAAUAAAGUGAUUAUUGUCUUUGUGCUCAGUGCCUUGCGUCUGACUUACCUGCAAAAUGGAGGAAAUGAUCGUAUGAUCUUAGCACACUUACAGGAACUUUUAACAGAAGCACAGAUGAUAGAACAACGAGAAAAACGAAUGCGACCAAUUCGCAAGAAAACCAAAAGUAUGUAGCACACUGGUUAAUUUACCAGAAAAUCAUUUACAACGCAGGUUGUUAGCAUAGUGAAAAUGUUGCUUGAAAGAAUUUAGAGGUCACAGAACAUGCAGUAAUUAAUUAUUUACUGUUUCAGUCAGGGUCGAUGGCUAUUAUUUCAGAAUUUCAGUACACAAGUCUUUGUUUUGAAACAUUUGUUCUAGUGCAAUUAUCUAAUGAAAGCCAUAGCUUUGCUCUCUAGUCACAUCAAUUAAAUGUCUGUUCAUAGUGAGCCAGGGAUCUGUCUUGCAGGGUCAGCAUUACACAGCUAAUGUUUUUGUAGUGGAUUUUUUGACUAUGCAUUGUUCCCCUACAAUACUAGUAUUAACACUAGUUUUGCCCUUGCAACUAAAUAUUAGAGUUUCUAUUGACAUUUUUUUUUUUUUUUACUUUUAUUGAUAUUGCUGACCUUCUAAUAGUCCUGAUUUACACAGGAAAGCACCAGUUUCAGAGUCCUGUCCUUCUAUCCUGGUUUUGUUCCAUGUGGUCUAGGUAAACUAUCCUCAGCCAGCACAGUGUGAGCGCAUCAUUGGACACAUUCUUGCUGUGCUAAAGGCACUAGGAUCAUAAAUAAAGUACUGUAAGAGUGCACUUUCUGCAUGGUCUGUUCUCUUUCCUAUUUUGGGCUUUACCAGCAACACAGAUUGCAUCAUAGGCACUCCCCACCCAAGGUCCGCCCACCCCCACCCAAUUACAUACCUCCCAUUGGACAAACUUACAUGGCAGUAAUUCUGUUAUUAACUCUAGCAAUAGGAAAGUUAUUAAUUAAAUACAAGAGAAGCAUCUUAGAGCUAUGAUAAUAAGGUUAAUAUGGUGUAAUAAGAAAACUGUCCAAAUGCUACAGUCUUUUCCUCAAAAUAAUCUAUAAAAUCACUUCUCCCUUUAAUAUUCCACAAGAGCGAUCUCAGUGAUGUGCACAAAAUGGUGAAUUUGCUUAGCAUUUUACAAAUCUGCAAGUUUCACAAAAGAGUUGGAAGUUGUGAUUUAUGCCUUAGAAGUAUUGGCAAAUGUUUUUCUUACUGCUUCUUCACAAUCUGCAAGGAUUGAAUGCAGGUUACUCUUCCUGUACUACUUUUUAUCCUUUUUACCACCCCAGCCCUUUUGGCACACAAACCAGGAUCUAGGCAUUUUCUGGAUUCUGUUUGUAUAGGGCUACUGAUUCAUUGGUGUGUCUAGAGUACCUGGUAGGGGACUCUUCACCAUCUCAAUGUGUGGAGUGCAGGAUAGUCAGGCAUACAUUCAGUCAGGCCUUUUCAGUCCCUCAAGGUUCAGUUCUUGGUCCCCUUUUAUCGCUCUAUACUGCCUAUCUUGGCAAACUCAUUCAUUUGUUUGGAUUCUGCUUCCACCUGUACUCUGAUGACACCCAGAUAUAUCUCUCCUUCCCUGACCUCUCCCCUGCUGUCCUACAACGUGUCACUAAUUUCCUUUCUUUCAUCUCUGACUGGAUGUCUUCCUGCUUUUUGAAACUCAAGCUCUCUAAAACUGAACUCCUUGUCUUUCCUCCUCCUAAUACUGAUCCCCUUCUCAUCAGUCCAUCCAUGCAAGCACGUUGUAUUGGCGUUAUACUUGAUUCUGGCCUCACCUUUGAACCUCACAUCCAGUCUGUCACCAAAUCCUCUUCUAAUUGGCCUUCCCAGAAGCCGCAUUGCCCCGCUACAAUCUGUAAUGAAUGCUGCCUGUAGACUGAUUUUCCUCUCCAGUAGCUCCUCUCACACUUCACCCCUCUGUCAGUCCUUACAUUGGCUUCCUGUAUCUAAUAGGAGUCAAUUCUAAGUACUAAUCCACACUUAUAAAGCACUGAAUGAUUCUACCCUCUCCUAUAUCUUAUCACUGAUCCAUAAGUAUGCCCCAUCUCGGUCUUUCUGUUCUGUCGAUGAUCUUCUCCUGUCUGCUGCUCGCACCCAGACGGCCAACUCAUGCUUGCAGGACUUCUCGCAGGCAGCUUCCUUCCUUUGAAAUAGCCUGCCUACCGCCAUCAGACUCUCCCCUAGUCUUCAAUCGUUUAAGAAGUGCCUUAAAACCCAUCUCUUUAGGAAAGCUUAUAGCCUCACAUACCUCUUGCUCUCUCCUAAAGGGCAGCACUCUACUCACUCCUCCUGCCUCACUCCCACCUUGCUUGAUUGUGAUCUCCUGUCUUCCUGUGUUUAUACCCCACCUCCUCUAAACUGUAAGCUUGUUUGCGCAGGGUCCUCUUCAUCAUAUUGUUCCUGUGAGUUUUUGUAAUUGUCUCAUUUAUUGUUAAAUCUCCCCCUCCUAAAAUAUUGUAAAGUGCUACAGAAUUUGUUGGCGCUACAUAAAUGCCGAUAAUAAUAAUAAUCAAACAGGAUUCUUUGCUAAAGUUAGAUUUAAAAAGGUAGAGUAUAGCACAUAAUUGAGCAGGAUCUAUGAGAGUAGAAUUUCAGAGUUACUGUUUUGUGGUCACCAAGCACCCAAAGGUAUGUGUUCUUCCAGAACAAUAGAAAAAUCAUCUUGUCCUGUUAAGUUGUUCUAUAUUACUGGAUGUCAUAAGACUGUACUGUUCUGUGUAUUUAGGAGAACAUGGGACAGUAAAGUGGCACAUGAAUGAGAAGUUAAUCAAUCUUGAAAUUGAAAACCAACAAUUAGAGGAACAACUCUUCAAACUUCAGCUGCAAAGACAGAAAAAUAGCAGGCUUCCUUGGACAACCCAUGGAGGUAACUGAGCGUAUUUUAUUUUGUUUACAUGUGUCCUAAUGGCUCAGUUAAAGCAUACGAUAUAUGGAAAGCAGCAUACAAUAUUUUUAGAUGGAUUAGGUUCCAAAGACAAUGUCACCAGAGAUUGUGCUCCAAAUUUAAUCCAGAUACAAACUGAACCAAAUGGAUCUAAACUAGUAGGCUAGUAGUCAGGGACAGAUCAGAAGUCAUAAGACAAUCAGUGAAUUGUAGACACCAGUCCAUUUUCAGGCAAUGGUGAGCAUUAUAUUAGAAGCAAACAAGAACACAGACCCAUCAUAGAACAGGCAGAGAAAUUAUAGCUCUGAAAAAGAAAGAAACCCCAACAUGAAAGUGUAUAUGUCUGGAGUAAAUCAGAUGUAGGAGACAAAACAUUUUAUUAUGUGUCCUACUGAAAAUAUAUAUUUUUAACUUGAAUUUCUGGCCAGCAAUAUGUGUGAUGAACACCUAAUUGCUUAGAUAAUGGGGUGGGACUUGACUGGGCUGUGUCUGAAUUUUAUAACAUGACAAGGAAGUUGCACUUAAAAAGUAACUUCAAGCACCGUGACCACUUCAGGAAUAUGAAGUGACCGUAUUGCCUGGGAACUAUAUGUAGAGCAUUUCGCUUGGAAAUGCUGCAUGUACCAACUCCAAGUCCUGGGCUGUAAAAUGUCAAUUAUGUGCAACUUUCAUUGCGCAUAAUGUCAGUCAUUGGCUGAGAGUAGUCCGCGUUCUCAGCCAAUGACUGGCGAUGACCCAAGCCAGAUUACAGAAGCGCCUCACUGGACCACAGGUAAAUGAGAAGACUGAGUCCAUCUUGGCUAGUAUGCACAUUCCUCCCCCUGUCACUGUUUUAAAAAUGUAUUACACUGCGCCCUUUUAAGACUUAUAAGACAUGAGUCUUUUGGUGAAAAAUUAAGGUUUUUGUGGUGGAUGUUCUGAUAAGUUAAUGUUUUGGGGUAUUUGUUAAUUGUUUGAAGUUUUUUUUUAGUAAUGUUUCAAAUCCAUUUAAGUGCUGAAUUUGCCAAGUAUUGAAUUCAGUGAUGUAUCCUGGCUUGUGCUGCCCUAGGCAGGACAAAACUCAGGUGCCCCCCUCCCCCGCGCCACCCCCACCCAACCCUUCCCCCCGCCCCACCUUCUAAAUACACACACACACACAGUCAGACACACACAAACACACAGUCAGACACAAACACACAGUCAGACACAAACACACACACACAGUCAGACACAAACACACACACACGCACAGUCAGACACAAACACACACACACACACAGUCAGACACAAACACACACACACACAGUCAGACACAAACACACACACACAGUCAGACACAAACACACAGACACACAGUCAGACACAAACACACACACACAGUCAGACACAAACAGUCACAAACAAACACACACAGUCACAAACACACACACACACACACACAGUCAGACACAAACACACACACACAGUCAGACACAAACACACACACACACACAGUCAGACACAAACACACACAGAGUCAGACACAAACACACACACACAGUCAGACACAAACACACACACACACAGUCAGACACAAACACACACACACAGUCAGACACAAACACACACAGUCAGACACACACACACACAAUCACUCACAUUAACUUUUUUUAAAUCCCCUGCCCUCCCAACCUCCUUACCUUUGGGAGUGCUGGGGUGCGGGGUCUCUCUCUCCCUGGUGGUCCAGUGGCUGCCGGUCAGGCAGGCGGCGCUGGCUGCUGUGCGGGCAGCUGGCGAGGGAGCUCUUCCUCUGAGCUGACUGCUCAGCUCCCUCGCGCACCGCAGAGUGAGGCUGGGAGACGGAAUAUGACGUCAUCUUCCGGCUUCCAGACUCACUCUGCUGUCGGCGCGUGAGGGAGCUGAGCAGUCAGUUCAGAGGAAGAGCUCCCUCGCCAGCCGCCCGCUCGGCAUGUCUGUUAGCCGCGAGGCUAACAAGGCAUUUGCCCUGGGCAUUUGGGGGCGGCCUUGCCUUGUUUGCCUCGCGGCUAAUACGUCCCUGAUUGAAUUACUCCUUACAUUUUAGAUAACUCUUCUGCAAAAGGGUUGUGAUCACCAAAAAUUGGGUAUUGAAGGUAUAGGACUCUUUUUCACCUGUGGAAUAAUGAUAAAACAUUGUGUCAAACAGUACUGGAACAGUGGUGGGUUAAUGAUUGCUUCAGCAUUAUUAAACCCUUCACUACCAAAAUGUAUUUCUCAUUUAAAUAGGCAUAAAUAGAAGAUUAUUUAAUGUUGAUGAUUAUUUUAAAAAAAUUUGGUUGGCAUAACUUUAAUUACUUGCUAAACAAUCAAGUUACAGAUAAGAAAACAGUUUUUAACUUAAGUGAAUAACAUUUCUGAAUUUUUUUGCAAGUUAAUAUUGUUGGGUAAGCUAUUCAAAUGAUUUAAUAUUUAGGAUAAGCUAUUCAAAUGAUUUAUAGGAUUUUUUUUUAAACUAAUGUUUUUUUUGUAACCUUAAAAUGCCCUAUUGGGCAUAUGUAGCUAGGUCAUCCCCCUAUUAAAUGGUAAAACAAACUUUUUUUUACUUACCUGUGGUCCAGUACCAGGCAAAGCUUCCGGCACUGAUCUUCCUCCUCCAUCUACUGACCUGUAACGUAGAGAAGUGCAUGCACGCUCUGAGCCGGCGAGGGGAGAGGGAAGGGACUGGGAAGGCACAGAGGGAAAAAAAAUUGCAAUAGAGGGAGAUGGAGGGACCACAUAGAGGAGUUCGGGGGGAUUAACAAAGCUACAAAAUUGACAUUUAGCAGUUCAGAAGAUAGGUCCAGGCUGCCAAUGUCACUUGUGCCAGGAGUGUAAUAAGUCCCCAGCACACAAGCUUUCAAACUUUCAAGCUGUUCAAACUUCAACACUGCAUAUCCUGACUACUACCACCAUGACCACUUCAAAUAGCUGGUCAUGGUAGUUGGAGUAACCCUUUAAUAUUAUGAUACAUAUUUUGAUUUUUUUUUAGUAUUUUGAUAUUGCUUGACAUAUUUUUAUAUAAUUUUUUUUCAAUAUUGGAAUAUUUUGGGGGGAAAAAAGUAAUUUUAAUUUUAUCCAAAAAUAUUUAAUUAUUUGAAAAGGUUAUAUAACAAUAUUAAAUCAAGGUUAUAAUUGCAAAUACACUAUGCUAUAUGCACUCAGUUGUAUAUUUUGCUCCAUGUGUAUAAUAUAUAUUACCAUGACAUUUGUAGGAGCCUUGGAGCCCAGUGGGAACCCAGGUAAGGGAGCAAACCAUUGCUAAACAGUUGCCCCAUUAACAAGAAACUGGCCAGAAUACUACUGGCAUCAUAUGGUUAUGAUGUUUGGAGUAACCAUGUAAAGGAAUGCUAUAAUGAAAGGAAUACAAAUCUGUAUUCCUCACACCAGCGUUUCACAAUUGGUGUUCCGCAGCGAUUUGCCCAUCGGGUGGCCCAAGCAUGUAGGGCCACCAGAUGGGUAUCGCUAAACAGGGGUCUUGUCAGGUGCCGUGGCUGUCUAACAUCGCAAUCGGGCCCAUGUAGGAUAGAGCAUGCGGCUAGAGGGCAAAAGCAGUUGGGACUGAGCAGCCCACCAACCUCAGCCAGCAGCACUAAAGGAAGUCCUGCAGAAAAAAAGUAAGUGAACAGGAGGGUGACUGCAAAUAUAAGCAUGUGCGUGUGUGUGUACCUGUGUCAGUGUGUGUAUCUGUAUUUCAGUGUAUAUCUGCCAGUGUGUAUCUGUGUGUAUUUCAAUGUGUGUGUGUAUGUCAGUGUGUGUAUGUGCUAGUGUGUAUCUGUGUGGUAUGUGCCUGUGUCAGUGUAUCUGUCAGAGUGUGUGUGUGUAUGUGCCAAUGCGUGUAUCAUUGUGCCAGUGUGUGUAUCUGUGUGUCAGUGUAUCUGUAAGUGUAUAUCUGUGUGUCAUUGUAUUUGUAUAUACAAACACCAACUCUAUACACCUGCUCCUAAGUACUACAAUCUGUUUACGGUCUGUAGAAAUUAGUUUGUAUAUAUAUAUAUAGCAAAUGUUCCACGAUGUUGAUUCACUAUGUCAAAGAGUUCCACAGGAAAAAUUAAUUGUGAACCCCUGCCCUAUACUAUAUUUUCAUCCGGACAGCCCUCCCAGGCGCCUACCCACUAGAGGCAGUCUUAGUCCUGCAAGGUAAUUAUUGCAGUUUCUCUAAAACUGCAAUUAUUUACAUUGCAGAAAUAAGGGGGGCGGGGACAGGGACAGGGACACUGCACCACUUCAAUGAGCUGAAGUGGUCUGGGUGUUUUUAGAGUCCCUUUUAUCAUGUAGUUAAUUAACAAUAGAUUGUAACUUACCGCUUUAAUAGUACAUACCUCCGCAUGUGCGACUUUUAAGUUUCACCCCACAUUUAUGUAAAUUGCUUGCCUGCUUUAGAUUAAGAAAGACAUACACAAUUUCUGAUGGGGAAGAUGUAAAUACGACUUUUGAUACAUUUAGGUACCAAGCAACACAUGUAUUCUACUGAUAAAAAUAAUAAAGGAUAAUGUUACUGUAAAAUUAACAUUUGCACCAUGUCUAUAGACAUUUGAUAUAGUAGAUGGUGCACCAAAGAAAAACAAUUGUUGUCAUAGCGUGUCUUAUGUAUGCAAACAAUAAUGUAGCUUGCUCUUGGUUACAGUUGAUAAAGAUAUCUAAACUAUAAACCCUUAUAAACAGAUACCACUUCUUUAAAUCUAACAGAGGUUGCUUCACACACCACUGCAUCACAAUAUGAAGGAAAUUUGCACAAGGCUUAGAAUAGCUCUAUCACGUUUUGAUUUGAAACAGUUUGGCAAGAGUACUGAAAUGAGUUAACGGAACAGCAGCUACUCGAAUACAAUUUAUUUUACAACUGUAAACAUAUUUAAGAAACAGAAAUAAAUAAGAUUAAUUUCUUCAUAUAGCAGUGAAGAGAUUUGCUGAUAUUAUUUGUGAUUCUCAAAUGAUAUGGUUUACCAUCUGUUUCUCGCUCAAAUUGAGCCAUAGCGUUUAAGUAGUUGUGGAAUUUGUGUGUGAUCCACAAGGAUCCUGGCUAACAUCUUGACCCACUAGAAGUUCAGUGUAGUCAAGAUAAACUGGCAUUAGAUGUAUAGGGAGAUAGGGGAUACACAAACCAGAAGAUCAUUAUAGAAAACUGACUAAAGAAUAAAACAACAAUCGGUUGAUCAGGUAGUUUGACAAACUGGAUCACAACAGAAAUAAAAACAGAAACAUCAGCACUAGUGAAGCAGAAGCAAUGUUAGGAUAUAGGCAGGUUUAAAUAAACCAGGUAUAGCUUUCGGUAAUUUUUAAUUUUAAUUUUAAUUUUUUUAUUUACUGAUCCUCAUUCUAACAAAUUAUGAGGAAAUUGUCAUAGAAUAAAUAUUGUCAUGCAGGUAUUACAUCAAAUGUCAACCGUUACAAUACAAAAUAAACAGUAUCGGUGUCGAUAGUGAGCUAAGGUUUUUUAAUAGGACUUUGGUACUACCGGCUCGGUUCAGCCUACUAGGGGCUUUAUGGAAUGGGUUCAACUUAGUGUUACCCUUGCAAAGUCGGGCCAGCCAACAGGGGCAAGAUAGAUAAAUUUAGGGAUUAAGGCGAGUGUAACAUUGAAUAUGGUUUUCAGUUGUCCAAUACCUAGGAGACUGCGUACUGAGAGGAGUAAUGCCUCUGCACAUUCAAGAUAAUGGGGCCCUCAACUAGGCUCAAAUUGAGACAGGAGGUGAGGGGGGUAGAGGGAGGGGGCAGGGUCAGUUGUUGGCUAAAAGGCCAACCAAUCUGAUUGUGGAGUGCACGUUUGCCUUAUCAAAAAUUUCAAAACUUUUAUAACGAAAAGAAAACAAACUUGUAAAAUAGAAAACAUAAGUGUCUCGACUCUAAGUGAGUGGGUCUGGGUAGUCCACAAGCGACCUCAGGUUGUGGCUGCAGAGUAAGCGUCCGAGUCAGGCCUCCAGGGGACAAAUGGGAUGAUAGUCGCUGGGUCCCAUCAGCUUUGGGUAAGUUUUGACUGGAAAAAAAGACUGAAAGAAAAUAAAAGUUAAAUGUCUGAUGUUCUCAUAUGUUAGUGGAAUUGGCUCAUUAUUAUCGUCAGUGUGAUCUUAUAUUUUUAGAGAAUGAAAUCACUUGAGAAACAAGAUAAGCUGUAUAAAAAAAAAAAAAAAAAACGUUAUACCAUUUUAAUACUGUCAUGUCAGGGUAACCGAAGAUCCACAUGCAAAGUAUAGAUCAGCAACAUAACAACAAUAGAUAUGGACCCAAAUGUAGUUCUGAUUAUUAGGAAAGCUGUGGUUAACAUAUAGAACCUCUGGGGAGGUACAAAUAGAGAACAGACUCAAAUAAUCGAGUAAAGGACCACAUUAUGUACAUGAAGACAUUAGCUUUGUGAACCAUCUUUCAAUUUCACAUCUAAUACAAAGGCAAGUUCUGCCAAACAACAUUAUUAUACACUCCUCCUGGAUCUCUGCUGUAUUGGAGAAGGCAGUUCUAACUGCCAUAAACAAUAUAUUGUGCCUUGGGCCUAAUGACUUUUAUGUGCCUGACCUAUUCCGUAGGGACCUAGUAAAACCAACACAUGGGUCCAGUGUUCCAGUCAAGGAUUAUGAACUGUACUACAAUUUCAAAGAACUUGUAACUGCACUGAGUUGGACAUUUUGUUAUAAUUCAGCUGUUUUGGCAAAGAUUGCGCAACACUUUUGUUUCCUGCAACUCCCGGAGGUCCUGUGGGGGACGGUAAAUUGUGUAAGAAUUAAGACUUGAUUUGAGUAGUGAAGUUGGCACAGGGUUUUGGAACUCGGUUUUAUAUGAUUCAUAUGACUCAGGAGAUAUAAAUAUAUUCUAUCAAGCACUGCUCAUAAUGUUCAUUACUUUCUGGCAUCCACUAAAAGUUUGCAAGGGUUGCUUAUGGCUGGCAAGUGAGUUCAUGUGUUAGCUGACAAAAGUUUUGAUACAACAUUUCUAAAAAGAGAGAAUAAUAAAAUAACUAGUAAAAUAAAUACGAUUUUUUUUUUAAAAAUGGCAAGUGCUUAAAGCUCCAAUCAGAAGAAAAUUAUAUUUGGAAAUCCAUUCAACUUUACACACACUGGGUAAGAAAAACUAUAUAUCAACGUCUUUUUUUAAAUCCAAGCCCUUGCCAAGGACACUUGAUGUUAGAUAAUUUCUUACCCAGUAUGUGUGCCCAGUUGAACAGAUUUCCAAAUACACAUUUUUCUGAUUGGAGCUGUAAGCACUUGCUGUGCUUGAGAAAAACUGGCAUUUAAAAAAAAAAAAAGAAGAAGAAAAAUAAAUAUAUAUGAUCUUUUUAUGGGCACACUUAAAAUAAAAUAAAAGCUAAGUUUUGUUAAAUUGUGAAUCCCAAAGUUUUUUGGAUUUAGAAGGCAGUUAUGCAUCCAGGAUUAGGCUAUAGUACUUAUUGCAUUACAUACCAUCAUACGCUUAAGUCUAUUCCACUAACUUUAUGAACCACUUGACUUUGAAUUGGUGAGUGGGUGGGUAGAUGAAUGGAGGGAUUGAUACUUUUAAAGGACCACUCUAGGCACCCAGACCACUUCAGCUUAAUGAAGUGGUCUGGGUGCCAGGUCCCUCUAGGAUUAACCCUUUUUUUUAUAAACAUAGCAUGUUUAUAAUAGGGUUAAUCCAGCCUCUAAAGCUUCUAGUGGCUGUCCCAUUGACAGCCGCUAGAGGCGUUUGCGUGCUUCUCACUGUGAAAAUCAUAGUGAGAAGACGCCAGUGUCCAUAGGAAAGCAUUAUGAAUGCUUUCCUAUGAGACUGGCUGGAUGCGCGCGCAGCUCCUGCCACGCAUGCGCAUUCAGCCGAGGAGGCGGAGAGCUCCCCGCCCGGCGCUGGAAAAAAAGGUAAGAUUUAACCCUUUCCUCGCCAUCCAGCCCGGCGGAAGGGGGACCCUGAGGGUGGGGGCACCCUCAGGGCACUAUAGUGCCAGGAAAACGAGUAUGUUUUCCUGGCACUACAGUGGUCCUUUAAGACCAGUAGUUGUUUAAAAAAUUGGUGUAAAUAAUUUUUAGAAAUGGGAAGAUAUACACGUUAGGAAAUGAUAAUGAUAAAUGCGUAUUUGCUAAUAUAAUUUUGUUGAAGUUGGAUUCAGAGCACUAAACAUUUAAAAUAAAUCUCCCUGUCUCUGUUUCUCCACCUUCUGCAUUUCUUGUGUUGGUUAUUUUCUCAUUGCAGCUGAAGUCGAGAAAAGUGUACAAUUGCCAAAGUUCAUGAGAGAAAAUACCCGUCAAAAUAUAAAGACUCUAAAUGCAGAAUUGGAAGUGUUAAAGCAAGAACUGCAAAUUCAGAAAUUGAAGCGUCGCGUAAAAACCUCAGCUACGCGUCGAGCCAUUCCACAGGCCCUUUCAGUUCUUCCAAUGGUAACUGCAGUUUGUGAAUAUGUGUGAUAUGAUUAUGCUAUGUGCUAAUAUCAAAAACUAUAAAAAAAAAAAGUGACUCCUGCUCUACAGGAAGAAGACAGGCCUGACACUCCAGACCUUUCUAAACAUUUACAGAUAUUCAGUCACGGGUUGGAACCUGCCCCGUAUGAUCCUAUGUAAGUGUUGCCACUAUAACUGUUGAAUAUAUUUUUCCACAUAGUUUAAUACACAUGAGAAAACAUGCCUACUAUGUUUUUCUUUACCUGCAGCACUGGGUUUGUUGUGUUUUAUGACUACAUACUUGGGCUUGACCCAACCUACAGAGUAUGCCGGUUAGCUGUAAGUCUUUGCAAUGGAGGUCUGGAGAUGGGAAGUCCUUCACCCCUCCCCCCAAUUUAUUGUGAAAGUUCUGCAUCCAAGCUUCGUGAGAGCAAAAAACAGAACAUAGCUAUUUUAGCCACGAAGCAAGCCGUCCCCAGGUAAGUACUCCCAAAUAACAAUAACAAAGUAAAUUAUGCAAUCUAGUGACGCUUUCUCAUGUGUAGUUCUAAAAGUAGCAAGACAAAUAUAGUUACCAUAAAAAAUAGCCAUUUCAUUAAAUAUAUCCUAAGGGCAGAUCUCAGUUAAUGACAUCUUGCUUCCCAUCAAUCUAACAUUUUGUCUGUGUUCUAUACUUUACUCCCUGUAUACUCGUUGUUUUGUAUAGUGACUGUAAAGUAUGGCUUCUAAUAUCUGUUUUGAAAUGCUGAGUGCAAAGCAGUACUUCCUAAAGUAGCACAAUUAUGUUUCUGUAACUUUUUACUGGUAUAUUCUCCCCGCAAACAUUUGUCCCAAUGCAUAUUGUAAGCACACAGGCCUUCGAGCACGAUAUCGUGUAGGAGGUUGAAGCACAUGGGCUUCUUUUGCAUCAGUGUGUCUAAAUAUCUCCUGUUAGUGGAAUUAUGAAGAGGCUUGUGCAUUAAUUAUUAUUUAUAAAAAAAAAAUGUCUUUAAUAAAAAUACAACAGGUGUACUGUAAUUAAGUGAAGUAUAUUUUAAAUCUAGGAGACAGAUCCAUUUUAAAAGAUGCACUUUAAAACAUGUUUAGGAGCAUUCUUUUCAAUGAAUGUAACUCUUUUAUUCAUUAUUCUAACAUUCUUUAUUCAUAAACGCACACUAGAGUACGGCCAUCUCCAAAUAUAUCAUUGAUUAUUGAGCUUCAGGCAUCAGGAGGAUAUGAUCCUUAUGGCCAAGAAGUCAGUCGUUUAAUUCCUCGAGGAUGGGUGAAAAUAGACAUUUUUGAUUAUCAAAAUCGGGUCAUUAGCGGACAGUGGAAAGUUCCAAUUCGUAUCCUUCCCGUCAAACCUUCUCUCACUACAGGGGCACUGAAUGGAGUACCACAGGUAUGUUCUCCUUUUAUAGAAAAAUAUGUCAUGUGAUUUAAUCUGCAGUGAAAAUCACUUCCAUGUGACCUUUUAGUGGACAAAACUUAAAAAGGCUUUUAUGCAUACACAAUUUGCUCUUAUUGGAAACCAGGGGUGUUGCUAGGGUCAAAAAACACCUGGGGCUCUAGCCCAAAAAUGUAGUUAGUGUCCCUUUAAGUAAAGUAUCCUGUCUAUAUAAAUGUAUAAACUCACUAAGUAUUACUCUAAAGGUCUAGGUUUCAGUUUAUAUUAUAUUUAAGUGUAAGUUGAAAUAGAAAGAAAAAGAAAAAAAGGUCCUGAGAUAAUGUUGAUAUAAGCAUUUGGUAACAAAUUCAGGUUCUGCUGUGAUAGAUGGGCACAGUACAUUUGGGCACUAAAAUAAACAAGCAGUGUGAUCAGGUACUUGAGGGGGUACUGAGAAACCCUAAAGGGGGUUUCAUUACCUGCGGUUCCUCUUACGAUAACCCCUGCUCAAAGCAAUAUCAGUGAUGACAUCAUAAUGGCAACGCUGGAUGGGAAAUUUCAGCUAGGCUGUUUACUGGCAUGUGACACUUGUAACAUCCACUAAAUCUGGCCUUUGCUGACAGAGGGAAGCCCCUGCUAUUCAUUGAAAACUGUGAACCUGCUCCAGCUAAAACUACAGGACACCCCAUGCCUUCUUGGAGGAAGUUAAAGCCAACUAUUUCCAUAAUGGCAUGAAAUGUCCAAAGGGGCGUUAUGGGAUAACAGAUUUUACCUUGCAUGAAGCUGUGUAUGAUGAUGUAAUGUCUAUGAAGUCAUCAUUAAUAUGUCAUAAAAUAGAAAACACAAACAGGGUUAUUCACUUUAGUAAACUCUACUAAUGACACAAACAAUGUUACAAUAUUAUACAAUCAAAAAUAAAGCUGGGGAAUAAUUAUACAAAAUACUCACCUGGAAAUAUAUGUAUAAUAUCUUCAGUAAAUUAUUAUGGUGCAAAAUGUUAUAAAUGUUUAUAAUACCGUUAGUAUCAACUUUAGUGUGAAUUAUCAGGAAUUAAAAAUAUAAAUUUUUAGGCCAAGAGAGUUAAACUGAAAACAGCUUAUUAGGAAAGAAAAUUGUCAAUCACAGCUUAAUAUUUAAAAUUAAUUUUGAAUUUACAAUUGACACUUUGAUAAAUAAUAUUGAAAGCAUGUGAAGUUUGAUUUUCAGUCUACCCGUAUUUUUAAUUUGAUAGCAUGUUUAAUUGUUAAGAAUAGCUUUAGUAAACCACUAUCUUUCUGAGAAUGAAAAAUAAUAAACAUGAUACGAUCCUUUUUGUUUUCUUGUAACGGAAUAUUUAUAAUUCAAUUUGUAUCUCUUUUUAGUUGGAAAAUACAGAAUUGUAUAUCCGGCUCGUCAAUGCAAGGAAUGCCGACACACAAAGCCUUUAUCCCAUUGAUGUUAACAAUUCUGUGGUCUAUAAAUACCCGCCUUUGGUAUGUUGGUAUAUUGUCUAGUGUUAAAAAAAAUAUAUAUUUUUUUGUGGACACAGAUUAUAACAGUGAUACAUGGGAUUUGCUUACUAUAGCCAUAACGGAUGUCCUGUAAGCCUAACUUGUUUGGGCAGCUUGCGUUAAUUUCUAUGGAGGUACAUUCUGAAUAGUUAUAAAUACAAAACCUGUUUUGUAUCAAUUACAAGCUGAUGAGAUCCUCUUUGGGGGGGAUAGAAGCUUAAUGAUUAGCCACGGGUGAUGAACCUACCCAGGAAAGAAUAUUUUGUAUAAAAAUAAUUAAUAUGUGCUUAUUUCAUACAUUUUAUCUCUGGAGGGUCUUAAGGUACUGAUGACUUUUUGGGAAUGUAAUUUCUAAAUGACUACCUCUUACUACACUCAUACGUCUGUAUCAAAGAGGUCUCAAGGGUCAUAAGGGGGAAAUAGUUAAUAUGUUCCCUGUCAGGAUAUCUCACAUUUCUACUCCCUGUCUGCAUGAUUUGUUGUAGUAGAGAUACGAUUUCUAAUGCAAAGUGUCCCACGGAGUGCAGGUAAUAGAGCUAGUCUGGGGUUACACGGCUCUCGAUAAAAUCAAUGGGAUAAUCUAAGCACCAAAACAAAGGUAGCUUGAUGAAGUGGUUUUGGUAAAUGGAUCGUGUCACUGAUGAUGUCCCUGCCAUUCUCUCUCACACAGGAGGCUGGUGCAGGCUCUAGACCUCUUUUUCCUAACGUGUGUGAACUAAAAAAAAAUAUUACAGUUGUAACAGUGUAACACUGAUAGUUAAUUGGAAUUAAUGAAAUAAGCAAUCAUUUUUUUUUUUUCACUUUAGACUGCAGCUUAUUUCCACCCUGAAGAUCUUAUGCUUCAGUCGCCUUAUUAUUCCUCAUACCUCACCACGAAUAUGCAGCCUACAUACGGCGAUAUGGUGGAUUCUCCUCCUUCAAGGAACAAAAUAUGGACACAAUAAUAUUUUACAAAUUAAUCAUCAUUUGCGUUCAGUUUUCCUUAUCAUUUGUUCACAAUAUAAAUAAAUGUAUGCUACUAGUAAUAAAAAAUGCAAAAAAUAUACAUUUGUUUUUUACGCUUAGAUCUUAAGUCAAAUGUAAAUUUGUACUGUUUUAUAAUCAGAGCAUUUAAGAAAAUUAUUGUAUUUGGUUUUUCUUUUUCUUUUUUUUUAU
Molecule: messenger RNA, 35991 nt
Organism: Pelobates cultripes (western spadefoot toad)
Lineage: Eukaryota; Metazoa; Chordata; Amphibia; Anura; Pelobatidae
Source: the annotation of a GenBank genome assembly